GAGUAAAGCCACCAAAGAAUUGAGGCUGUAGGGAAUUUGAUAGUCUAUAGUUGGUGUGGUCGGCGUUGGACCUCAUUACUUAAUUAUGGCUGACUUGAGCCUCAACUCCUCACCUUCUUUGCCCUGCACUUAUUCUCUCUUCCUCUGUCGUCACCAGCACCGGUGUAAGUGACAACACUGGCAAGUCUGCAACAAUCAUCAUGACUACGGAUACCAUUUGGCAACCCGGCCUCACUGCCGCCGCUCUUGGGCGUCGCGAUCGCGUACAUCUUCCUCCGAGCUAUCGUCCACCUCACCCAGGGGGCGCAGGAACCGCCCGCCGUCCCCUUCUCCAUCCGGACCAUCCCUUAUCCCUUACCUCUGCGUCUCCCCGGAAGCCGUAUCUACGUCGUCAACUCGACCGCCCUCAUCCCCGUGGUCCAACGUCAGUUCCGCACCGUCGCUUUCACGCCCCUCGAGGCGAGGGCCGCCGAACAUGUCAUGGGCGUCAGCAAGGCCCGGCCUGGAAGUAGGUAAUCACUCAACUCUUUUUCCCUCGAGGGCGGACAAAACGUUUGGAAAACUUCCCGCUGUCAGUACAUACAGGGUGAUU
Molecule: messenger RNA, 592 nt
Organism: Sodiomyces alkalinus F11
Lineage: Eukaryota; Fungi; Ascomycota; Sordariomycetes; Glomerellales; Plectosphaerellaceae
Exons: 1
Coding region: 201-512 (103 amino acids)
Source: RefSeq, a predicted model, not a curated record